Messenger RNA from Entrophospora sp. SA101, 231 nucleotides. NCBI's taxonomy places the organism in Eukaryota, Fungi, Glomeromycota, Glomeromycetes, Entrophosporales, Entrophosporaceae. The record is from the annotation of a GenBank genome assembly.
AUGGAUCAACGUACUAGACUUUUGUCUAGUACAGAGAGAUUAAAUGACAGUAGUAAACGUUUACAAGAUAGUCAUAGAAUUGCUUUAGAAAUAGAAAACAUUGGAGCAGAUGUAUUGGGAGAUAUUCGUAGACAACGUGAACAAAUUAUACAUACUAGAAAUACAUUGAUGGAAGCAGAUUCUUAUAUUGAUAAAGCACAACGUACUCUAAAGGGUAUGACACGCCGGUAA